GCCGGACAUUCGCAAUUCAUUCCCCCUCCUGAGGAAAAUGUGCCUUGAACGCGGCGUGGAGUACAGCAUGUUGCUUUGGGUGUGUUGCGCUCACCAAAUCAACCUUGCGAUACAAUACGCCAUCUGCCAACGCGCCCUCAAGGAUCCUGUCAACGGUGACGCUAUUUGCGGCGCAGUUGUGCGGAUGUACAAGUACAUCCACAACUCAUACUACGAAGAGUUCUCCUCCAAUCUUCUGAAAUUCGUGGUUGGCAAUCUGCGUGUCGUCCCAGAGGAUCCCGCCGCUACAAUGGGGCACUGCGCACAUGUGCGGCACCUAAUGUCGCUAUACGGUCCUGAUGUGGUCCCUGAUCAGUUGGUGUUGUUACUCAACGUGCGAAUCGGGCUGGUGGCUCAUAGCUCUUCGGCGCCAGAUGGCGUGGACCUUCCAACGUUACGGCGUGAAGUUUUCCUCCAGCUGCAGAAGCGGAUCUUGCUCGUCGAAGAACAUCCGACAACAAGCCGUUUCUUCACGUUCACUGCGUGCGUGCGGUCCAUGCUGUUGUGUGCUUUAUUCAAAAUUCCAGUUGAUGUGUGGUCGCUCUCCGCCACCAGACCGAUGCAGGCGCAGCAGAAGAGGAUUGACGCAGUUCAGUCCUUUCUGGAAAGCGCCAACCACACCAGUAGACCUGCGCAUCGCUGCUUUGUGUCUGCAAGUGACCAAUCACGCCAUGAGCAUGGCGGCCAAGACGUCGACAGGCGACCCGUUGCUCGUAGAACUUGGCAGCGGGCGCCUCCAGGAGCAGGCUGGGCGGACGUUGGUGAACAUUGUUCCUCACAUACCUUUCGAUCCUGUGUUGCCGCAGCUCAGGGCUUUGACUUCGAUGCUUGCCACGAUGGGCAAUCUGGUCGCCCGUUUGUCUGUGUAUCAGGAGUACCCGACUGCGCUGUACAAGCUGUCCCAGUCGUUCAACCCGUCCCAGUGGUCUCGAGAAUGUUUAGCGUUCCUUUCCGUCGACGAGGAGCGCCUAGAUGUCGGUUUCUCUUUGCCGCUCCGUCAAAAAGCCGACGCCGCUGGGUCCAGCAGGCGUGCCGCGGACUACCUGAUGUCGCCUGGCGUGCAAGCCCACGUUGACAACUGUCUCAGGAAUGGGUGUGCGACGACCCUGUCGGUAGAGCGGAAACACGUACCAGACAAGAAAACAGAGGCACCCAAGAUGAGCACGGUCGCGGCGGCCAGUAGAAACAGUAUUUUGAGGCGUUAUCGUACAACUCGCAACGCGAGGCGGGUCGUGGACACGCAACGGGCAAAAGCACAACGUGGCGUUCACUUGCACAUUCGUGCGUUGGUUUUGCGCCGUCGCCCAGAUUUCGUCACGGCGGGGGAGCGGGUCGCUCGGCCUGUGUUGACAUUCGACGAGGAUGCCAUUGCUUCUUAUAUUGAAGAACAUCGCGUGGACCUGCAACGGGAGCUUGACGCCGCCGCAGAAGCGGCGCGGAAAGCCAAAGAACCGGUGGCAGCGUCGACACCCAGGACCAAUGCCGAGUGGUUGCAAUGGAUUUCCCAGAACAGAACAACUUUCAACGACUACUUCGACACGGCCUCCUCGGUGCGCCGCUCCUUGACCCGGCGGCUGGUUCCUGAUCAGGAGUUCCCAUGUGUCACGCGUUUGCAACCUGCCCGACGUGCCGAUGCCAUCCCCUGGCAAGAUCGCCUCUGGUCCCGGCCGCCAGGUUUUUUUUGUCUCCGCAGCGGGGACGAUCGGGACGUCUUCUUCCAUUUCGCUCUUGGGACAGCGAGUUGGGUCCUCCCUCUCGGCGGCCAUGACACGGCGCGAACCUUGCGACUCACCAGCUCGUUCUCGAAACAGUUCGUCCGCCUGUCCGAGCACUGCCUUCGCGUUGGCAUCCCCGUCGAUGAUGCCACAGCAGUGUACGAACUUGAGAUGGAGUGCGUCGCGUUCGACGCCGGCUUUGUGGCUCUGCGAAUUGCCCGAUGGGACAAGGUCGAAGGUGGCGGUCCGCCGCUCAUGCCCGAAGGCCCCGCCAUGGACACCGGGGUGGACAUUAUGGGCGUGACUGCACCGGAGGGCGAUGAGAGCGCCGCAGAGUCUGACAAUGAUAGCGUCGAGUCCCUCGUGAGCUCCGCCGACGAGGAGGUCACGGACGACGGCGCCAUCUCGGCGGGCGGAGGGGGCGAGGAGGGCGACCUUCCACCAGCGGAACCUGUGGAGGAAGCAAUUGCGAGAGCGCCCAGGGAUUCGUACACCAUAUGGAAAACUGAUUACUUUUCCUUGCGCGACGACCCUGCUUGGCCAGAUGCAAAGAUAACGGCGUUGCCGCGUUGGUGCAAAUGGGAGGACUACCCAGAGGGCGACCCGUACUUGUUGGCGCGGGGCUACAAAUCCAAAACAGGAUUUCGCUCUGCAUUUUGGGCGGGGCAUUCAUUGGAAGAGGCGGAGGCGGACGGGGACAGGCAGGGGCAGGCAGGGACAGGCAGGCACAGUGGAAGGCAGAGGGGCAUGUCCCACGCGGCUCUUUGUUGCGAAAAAGCAGAUGCCGCCGCGCGCGUUGCUGCGCUAUGCUGCGCUCUGCUGAAACGGAUGCGGCGGGAACCGACUUGAAACGCGGGUGCCGCCGCGGACGUUGCUACGCCUAUGCUAUGCACGAUGUGAGGAGGUGCGCAAGAGAGCCAGAUUCUGUCGCAACGGCGUUUUUUUCACCAUCGCGACCCCCCAGCGGCGAAGCAGGGGCAGGGGGGGGGCCAGGGGGGCAGAUGAGGAGGGAGAGGCUGCUGCAUGUCAAAUAUCUACAGUGACCGUGGCGGAGUACGGGGAGGCGAAGCCUAGCACUCCUGGAUGCUACGCUAUAUUGUUAGCGUGGAGCAUACAUCGUGCCCGUCAAGGAGGUUUCCUAGGGUAUUCAUCUGGCCGUCGGCGUAGUUUCGAUUUGGAAAUCCGCCGCCUCCGCGCGGAUUUGCAAGCAUUCGGGCGCGACGGGAGGACGGGCAAUGCCAAGAUAGACGCACAAAUUUUGGAAUACGUUCCAGAGGCGUUUGAUUAACUCGAGCACGUGGCGGAUUUUGCGUCGCGGACGCGGCUCCCCUUGGCCGGCUCUGGGUUCGCAAAAAUGGAAGGACCCAGCCUUUUCCCGCACAAAAAAACAUAAAAAAACACAUUUCGGCACAGAAAAACAUGGAAAACGAGUUUUGG
Messenger RNA from Prorocentrum cordatum, 3191 nucleotides. NCBI's taxonomy places the organism in Eukaryota, Dinophyceae, Prorocentrales, Prorocentraceae. The record is from the annotation of a GenBank genome assembly.